UAAAUAACCCAAUGAAUUUUCCAAAUCCGAAUUUCUAGUAUUUGAUAACUAAACUAAUAUUUUUAAGAGAUAAAGUCACAAAUAUAGAAUUUGCACUUCAAAAUUUUAAAGAUCACAGUUUCCCAAUCACCUCGCUUUACAAAGGUUAAAAACUUGCUACCUUCUUAGAAUUAGGGUUAAAAAUAAACGGUCCUAAGAGAUAAAUACAAUGUUGCAGAUUGCAAUGUUAUUGAAGAAAAGCCAAAUGCAAUAUAAACACCUAUGAUUUCAUGUAAUCAUAAUCAAAGAAACAUCAGUUUUGAGACAAGUUUCGUACAGGAAAGUGUGAAUUUAAAUGAUAAAGAAUUGUAAAUGGUUGUUGUCAAAUUAAUGAAAAUAUCAAAGUAGUUUUUAAUCUAAAUUGUUAUAGACAAUGGACACAGAGCAGAAAAUAGGCGAGGUAGUGACAGAGGCUGUGAAAAAUUCUGACGUAGUGUCGAUGCUACAGCAAAUAGUAGCCACGUCCCCUAGCGAUGGAGAAUCAGAGGAGAUUAGAGAAAAAAUCCAGAAUGUUCUAGAAAGAUAUAACAAUAUGGACGAAGUAGAUAAGGAGGUAUUCGUCAAUCAGCUUAAAGAAGCUCUAGCUAUGAAAUUAUCUAUGAAAUUGAGAGACAAUGUAUAUGAAGACGGACCGUCCUAUGUCCCCGUUUUGAUCGCUGCCCUGUUGAUAUUUUUGGUCGUUGUAUUCUUCGGCUACAAACUAUACAAAUCGAUAAAGGAAAAAGAGAAGAAGCGGGAAGAAAAGAAAAAACAGAAACAAAUGAAAAAGAAGAAGUAAACUAUUUAUUUUUGAACGUUAGUUCAAUGGAAAUUGUAAUGUCUGAGGUAUUGUUAUGUUUAGAAAUAUUAAAAUAUUAUUAUUGUAUGUAAAAUCAAGGUAUUUAUUGUAUGUGAAACUAUUUGUAUAGAAUAAAUAAUCUGUAAAAUGUCUUCAAUGUAUUUAAAAUUAUCUGUGUAGCAG
Molecule: messenger RNA, 1000 nt
Organism: Colias croceus (clouded yellow)
Lineage: Eukaryota; Metazoa; Arthropoda; Insecta; Lepidoptera; Pieridae
Exons: 3
Coding region: 413-817 (134 amino acids)
Source: RefSeq, a predicted model, not a curated record